Eutrema salsugineum is the source of this 1404-nucleotide messenger RNA. RefSeq names its product alpha-soluble NSF attachment protein 2. Gene Ontology annotation, molecular function: soluble NSF attachment protein activity; syntaxin binding. The coding region runs from base 210 to 1079 and encodes 289 amino acids. The record is from RefSeq and is a predicted model, not a curated record. Gene Ontology annotation, biological process: SNARE complex disassembly; intracellular protein transport. Gene Ontology annotation, cellular component: vacuolar membrane; SNARE complex. Lineage: Eukaryota; Viridiplantae; Streptophyta; Magnoliopsida; Brassicales; Brassicaceae. The transcript is spliced from 9 exons.
UGAAAAAUCUUUUCCUGCACCGAAAUUUGUCUGAUUUUUCGCUCCCGAUCGAUUCUCUCGUCUCUCAUUUCAGCGAAAAUCCGUCGAAGCAAAUCGACAAAUCGUCUCAAAGAAGGAAGGAACAACAAUCGAAGAACAAUCGGACGCUGAUAGAAAGCAAACCGUCGGAGGUGGAACGGAGUUGAUUUCAAGUCAGAGUUGGGGAAAAAAUGGGGGAUCAUUUGGUGAGAGCGGAGGAAUUUGAGAAGAAAGCAGAGAAGAAGCUGAAUGGAUGGGGUUUAUUCGGAUCUAAGUAUGAAGAUGCUGCCGAUCUCCUGGAAAAAGCAGCUAAUUCCUAUAAGCUUGCCAAAUCAUGGGAUCAAGCUGGAAAAGCUUACCUAAAACUUGCUGACUGUCACUUAAAGUCGGACAGCAAACAUGAUGCUGCUAAUGCCUAUGCCGAAGCUGCUAAAUGCUACAAGAAAGUUAACACAAAUGAGGCUGCAUCAUGUCUCGAGCGAGCAGUGAAUAUAUUCUGCGAGAUAGGAAGGCUCAACAUGGCUGCCAGAUAUUACAAGGAAAUUGCUGAGUAUUAUGAAUCUGACCAGAAGAUCGACCAGGCUAUUGCUUACUUUGAAAAGGCAGCUGAAUUCUUUCAAAAUGAAGAAGUGACCACUUCUGCAAACCAGUGCAAUAUAAAGGUGGCACAAUAUGCUGCCCAGUUGGAGCAAUAUGAGAAGGCAAUCAAGAUUUAUGAAGAAAUAGCCCACCAUUCACUCAACAAUAACUUGCUUAAGUAUGGAGUUAAGGGCCACCUUCUCAAUGCUGGCAUGUGCCACCUAUGCAAAGCUGAUGUUGUUUCCAUCACUAACGCGCUGGAGAAAUAUCAGGAUCUUGAUCCAACUUUUUCAGGAACACGAGAAUGCAAAUUCUUAUCGGACCUUGCUGCUGCUAUCGAUGAAGAAGACAUUGCUAAGUUCACAGACGUUGUCAAGGAAUUCGAUAGCAUGACUCCGCUGGAUUCAUGGAAGACAACUAUGUUGUUGAGGGUUAAGGAGAAGCUGAAGGCUAAGGAGCUUGAGGAGGAUGACCUUACCUAAACAUCGUUAUCCGGAGCUUUGUUUAUUAAUUGUUGCUGGUGUGUGUCAUCCAUUAUGUUCGCUACUCCAUAUCCUACUCUUCGUUGAUUUUAUUGUGACUGGUUUUAAGGGUUUCUUAAGAGGUUUGGUCAGUAUUGGUUUGUUUGAUAUCAGUGUCUACAUUUGUUCUCCGUGUCUCGUCACUUCAUUUAUGGGAACUUCUAAAGUCAGAUUUGCUUCUUUGUUCUAAGAUUUGAUGUUCGAUUGUUUGAUGGCAUUUGUUUUUAUGUUUGCAUCUAGUAAAACUGUGUUUUCUUUCUAAUGAAGGAUAAUUUUUUUAGUGUUA